CACGGAUCCAAAUCUACUGAGGAAUCCACUAUCCAGAUGCAAUUAUUAGCGGUGGUUACAAUAAAAGUAGCUACUACUAGUCUACUACAACUCCCUCUCACUGAAGAAACUCACACACUUGUCACUACUGAAUAUUGCACAGAAAUGGCUUCAAAAUUGGUAGUAUCCAUAGACUUGAAGAAGAAGCCAUGGGAGCAGAAAUACCCUCUUCACAACCGGUGGCAUCCAGAUAUUCCACCAGUUGCAGAGGCCAAAGAGGGUGAACUUUUCAGAGUUGAGAUGAUGGACUUCAGUGGAGGUGCUAUCACUAAGAACCCCACUGCUGAUGAUGUCAAGUACCUUGAUUGCUCAGUUGUCCAUAAUCUCACUGGGCCAAUCAGAGUUGUAGACAAGGAUGGCAUCCCAGCCAAGGCAGGGGAUCUUCUUGCUGUGGAAAUAUGCAACUUGGGUCCUCUCCCUGGAGACGAAUGGGGUUUUACAGCAACACAUGACAGAGAAAAUGGAGGUAGUUUCUUGACAGACCAUUUUCCUUAUGCCACUAAAGCUAUCUGGUACUUUGAAGGGAUAUAUGCUCAUUCGCCUCAGAUACCAGGAGUAAGAUUUCCAGGUAUAACACACCCGGGUAUAAUUGGAACCGCGCCAUCAAAGGAACUCCUUGACAUAUGGAAUGAAAGGGAGAGAGAUGUCGCGGAAAAUGGUGUUGAGUCUUUGAAGCUAUGUGAGGUUCUGCAUUCAAGACCCUUGGCAAACUUACCAACAACAAAAAGUUGUCUCCUUGGAAAGAUUCAAAAAGACAAUCCUGAGUGGGAGAAGAUUGCAAGCGAAGCUGCAAGAACAAUACCGGGAAGAGAAAAUGGUGGAAAUUGUGACAUAAAAAAUCUCAGCAGAGGUUCAAAGGUGUACCUUCCAGUUUUUGUAGAAGGAGCAAAUUUUAGCACUGGCGACAUGCAUUUCUCACAGGGUGAUGGCGAGGUCUCGUUAUGUGGUGCAAUAGAGAUGAGCGGUUUCCUAGAACUAAAGUGUGAAAUUUUUAGAGGUGGAAUGAAAGAGUACCUUACACCAAUGGGGCCUACUCCCCUUCAUGUUAACCCAAUAUUUGAGAUAGGUCCUGUUGAACCAAGCUUCUCAGAGUGGCUGGUGUUUGAGGGCAUCAGUGUGGAUGAAAGAGGGAAGCAGCACUACCUAGAUGCAACUGUUGCGUUCAAGCGAGCAGUGCUCAAUGCCAUUGACUACAUAUCCAAGUUUGGUUACUCCAAAGAACAGGUGUAUCUUCUGCUGUCUUGCAUUCCUUGUGAAGGAAGAAUCUCUUCAAUAGUGGAUGCCCCCAAUGCUUGUGCCACUCUGGCCAUCCCAACAGCUAUAUUUGACCAGGAUAUCCGUCCUAAAAAUAACAAGGUACCAACUGGACCUCGCCUUGUGAGGAAACCAGAUGUCUUCAAAUCCACUUAUGAUGGGAACUUGCCCAUUACUAAGAAUCCUGGUGCCACAUCAUGAUCCAUGUUAAGCUAGAAAUCACAUGCUUCUGUAACAGAUCCCAGAAGUCAUUGGCUUUAUGCCACAAAUAAAGUUUGAAAUAAAUGGACUUCUGUAUCA
Lotus japonicus is the source of this 1593-nucleotide messenger RNA. RefSeq lists its product as uncharacterized. Gene Ontology annotation, molecular function: hydrolase activity, acting on carbon-nitrogen (but not peptide) bonds, in linear amides. The transcript is spliced from 7 exons. The record is from RefSeq and is a predicted model, not a curated record. The coding region runs from base 37 to 1494 and encodes 485 amino acids. NCBI's taxonomy places the organism in Eukaryota, Viridiplantae, Streptophyta, Magnoliopsida, Fabales, Fabaceae.